This is a messenger RNA of Anisakis simplex (herring worm), 747 nucleotides long. The record is from the annotation of a GenBank genome assembly. NCBI's taxonomy places the organism in Eukaryota, Metazoa, Nematoda, Chromadorea, Rhabditida, Anisakidae.
GUUUCUAAGGCUGUUAAUCAGUUGAAUGCUGCCAGCAGUCCGAAGGUAGCCGCAUUUCAAGUGUAUCUUGGAUUGAAUGGCUCACAAGAGGAUCUCAAGCUUCCGUCGAAUAAUUAUUUCUUGUACAAAAGCAACGAAGCCACGGCUGCAGAUGAUUAUUUGCGUUUGUCCGCUGAUGAAGCUGUCAAGUACGGAUGUCCUCCGUUUAUUUAUGUCACAUUCCCAUCUGCAAAAGAUCCAAAAUGGGACGAUAGACAUCCAGGCGUAUCAACAUGUCAGCUAAUAACAAUUACGAACCCGGAGUGGUUCGAACAAUUCCGAGAUAAGUCAACGAAGAAAUCACAGAAACGACUCAACAAGGACGAUUAUCUGCAACUGAAAAACGCUUUUGCUGAGAUUAUGAUCGAGCGCCUCAGCGAACUAUUUCCACAGUAUGCAAAGGAGAUAAUUUUUAGCGAAAGCUCAACAUCUAUUUCACAACAAUAUUAUAUGCAAAAUGAUUAUGGAGAACUCUAUGCGUUGCCACACACAGUCGACAGAUUCAAAUCAGACAUAUGGACGGAACUGAGACACGAAUGCGAUAUCCCAGGGCUUAUACUCUCUGGUCAGGAUGUGAUGUUUUGUGGUGUGACCAGUGCACUACACAACGGCUUGUUAACGGCUCAAGCAAUUCUCAAGGGAGACCUUCUCAAAGAUCUGGAUAAAGCUAUUCGGCUACAAACCGAAAAUGUCAACAAAUCCGAAUAA